AUUAUGGUUUUAUGAUUAAGAUGUAAAUAUAACCUAUAAAAGGAUGGUGAAUGAUGGUGAAUCCUCAGUGAAGCGAAUUUUGUUGAAUUGUUUCUUUCGAUACAUCAGUUUGAGAGAACAAAACCAAAAUGUUUCCAAAUGCAAAUUUAUAUCCUGCAAAUCACAAAACUGUGUUUGUUUUGGAUCAUACCCCAUACUUUGGGAUAUCAAGUGAACAGCACAUUGAGUUUGAUUUCAUAAAAUCUAGGGCUCCUGGCUUUCUGCAAGUGCCUCCAAUCUCAAAAUCUCUUUGGACAUGCAGUGUUGAAGCUUCUAUAGAGUACUGUCGCAUAGUUUGGGAUCUAUUUCCUACAGGAAAAUUGAUUCGAUUUAUUGCAAGUGAUGCAGUUGCUCACAUCUUAAACACAUGGGUAACAACUCAACAAAAUUUAAAUCAUAUUAUGAAUGGCAUGUCAUUAAUUGGUGUACCUCCACCACCAAGAACUGUUAAUACUCCUGAAUUUACCAUAAUUCAUGGUUUAAGAACAGCUAUUGAUGCCUUAAGUGAAAUAACAGAGUUGCAAGUGGAGAAAAUGGCCAAUUCAUCAGCCAAUGGAUCAACUAAAUUUAUAAAUCGUUGCAGAGUAGUUUGUAUUACCUCAGCUAGAGAUGAUGACAGUAUGAAAAGACUGGAAGAAAUAUUCCACAAUGUACUGCAACAACACAACAAAACAGCAAUUAAUGACACAUGCAUACAUAUUGAUCACUGCCAUUUAGUUAUUAUAAACACUUUUCCAAUUUCAAUUGAAUCACAUGUAAAUAAUCAUCCACCAAAAGUUUGGUCUCCAAUUUUAACAACUGAAGUGCAUUCAGUUAAAUGUACACUUAUAUCAUUAAAAUUGAGUACCUUAAUUCUGCAACAUUACAAUUUAGCUAGUACUACAGUAACUGGUAUUCCAAUGAAAGAAGAGCAGAAUGCGAGUUCAUCUGCAAACUAUGAUGUUGAAAUAUACCAUGCGAGUGUUGCACAUACGGCGAUGCUCAAAGGAAAUGCCGCAGAUGUCGCUGGAAUCAGGACAAUCAAAGAAGGAUUGGAAUACGAAACUGUGACUUUAAAAUGGUGCACUCCAAGGAGUUGCAGCGCAUCAGAAAUGCAGAAUUGCACUUCUAUGCAUAGGAUAACCCCAGUUGAUGUAAACUCAAGGCCAUCUCUUUGUUUAAUCAAUUUCCUGUUAAAUGGUCGGUCUGUAAUGUUGGAGAUGGCGAGGAAAAGUGGCGGGAAAAUUACCAGUCAUCUAUUGGCUGCACAUGGUGGUGAAAUAUUCAUACAUACACUUUGCACUGCUAGAUCUGUUUUGGAGGAUCCACCGUCGAUUUCAGAAGGAUGUGGAGGUCGAGUAACGGAUUACAGAAUAACAGAUUUUGGUGACCUGAUGAAACAAAAUAGGCUGUUUCCAUUAAAAAAUCAAUAUCAAAAUGAACCGCCCACUAGUAAGAUGGUUGAGCGUCUUACCAGACAUACUAAAUACUGGCCUUUAACCAUUAGUUCAACGUUAAUCUUCAAUCUGAAAGGGUUCAUUGAUCCUUUGUGGACGGCAAUCACGAAAGAUAAACUGAACGAUGAGGAGGUGCGACAAUGCAAACAAGUGGUUUACAAAUUGUUUAGUUUGGAGUCUAAACACGAGAUUCUGCCUAUACCUAAUGCGGGCCAAAGGAUCAAAGGGCAAAAGCGGGAAGAUCAGUACAAAAUAAUGUGGAAAGAAUUAGAAACAUUGUUAAAGAGUAAUCAGCACACUGAGAACCACACGUCCGUGUACAUUUGUUUGAAGGAUUGCCACAAAUACCGUGCAGAAGAUAAACUGAGUGACAAAGUUGAACUAGAUCAAGCUUUAAGGGAAUUAGAUCAAUUAGAACCUGACCAUCAAAGAGCCUCAGUGAUAAGAGCAACAACGGAUUCCCCUAUGUCGCCCCCUCCUCUUGCAAGUAUAGUCUCUCCAAUUUCUCGAUCCACGCGUGGAUCAGGAAGCAUUUACUCCCAGAAAUCACUAUUCGACAUAUUUGCAAAUCAAGAAUCAAAGGUUAAACCGCGAUCAGACUUUUAUGGAAGGGACCCGGAUAGUCUCAAAGUGAAACUGUAUCCUAACAUGAAAUUGGACAAUGAAAGAGUUGUUAAAGGCGAAGCCAUGGUUAUUGAAUAA
Messenger RNA from Nicrophorus vespilloides, 2177 nucleotides. It is a transcript of the gene asun, whose product is annotated as protein asunder homolog. Gene Ontology annotation, biological process: centrosome localization; regulation of mitotic cell cycle. NCBI's taxonomy places the organism in Eukaryota, Metazoa, Arthropoda, Insecta, Coleoptera, Silphidae. The transcript has 9 exons. The coding region runs from base 129 to 2177 and encodes 682 amino acids. Gene Ontology annotation, cellular component: integrator complex. The record is from RefSeq and is a predicted model, not a curated record.